Closterium sp. NIES-67 is the source of this 6630-nucleotide messenger RNA. Lineage: Eukaryota; Viridiplantae; Streptophyta; Zygnematophyceae; Desmidiales; Closteriaceae. The record is from the annotation of a GenBank genome assembly.
AGCCUAGGGACAGCACGGCACGAUCACAUCCCACAGCCCCUGCUCGUUGCGUCUCAUCACCAGCCCCGAAUCUCUCCUUCAGUGACCACCAGCCCCGCUCUCCCCCAAUCUCCAUCGCACUCCGCGCCUUGUCCUGCCUCUGCCUGCCUUACCUCACCUGCCGCCCGCCGCCGUCUCGCGCUGCCCUCCCUCCCCGCACCCGCUUGCCGCUCCAAUCGCUGCUGCCAAUCGUCCCAGGAGGGCAGUCGACGUCCGCGUUUCCUCCAACUCAACGCCACGUGGCAAUCUUAUGAAAUCGCAUGGCAGGCUAGAGACGUCGCAUGGCAUCGCAUAGCAUGAUGGCGACGUCGCAUGACGCCGCCGCUGCUGGCGCUGCUCCUGGUCAAGCCUCUCCGCCUGCCGUCCCCCCUGCUGGCUCGAAUUCCCCCCUGCAGUCCUCCCACACGGGCACUAUUGCUGCCGCUGGCCGCACUCUCUCCCCCCCGCUCCCCGUGCGCCAUUCCGCCCCCCACCAUGCGCGCCACCCCCCUCCGUUUUCCCUUCCCCAGCUCUCCCGCGCUUCCUCCUCCGUCUCCUCGUCUCUCCCCCUCUCCGCCCUCUCCUCCCCCGCGUCCUCCGCGCUCCGCCUGCCCUCCAUCCCCUCGCUCCAGUCCCUGCACUCGCUCCGCUCCCUCUCCUCCCUCUCCUCCGCGCACGGCAUCUCCGCGCACUGCCCCUGCGCGGACUGCGCAGAGGGCAGGGCAACGGCGGGCACGCGCAGCCCGUCGGACGGCGGGGAGGUGCGGUGGUACUUCAGCAAGGGGCAUUUCGCCAAGGGCGCGGUGGCAGCAGCAGUGCCGCACGCCAUAGUGGCCUCCUCAUCCGACUUCCUGCGCUUCAGCGCGCGCGACUCACAUGCCCUCGAGACCGCCUUCCAGCAGCGGGAGGAGGAGCUGCUCACGUUGUGGUGGAAGGAGUAUGCCGACGCCGCUGUGGGGCCUGCGCCAGGUGGCGUGCUGCCAUUGGCUCGGCGCGUGGCCCCUCUGCUGUCGUCCGAUCGCAUGCGGCCCUGGCAGAUCGCCGCUCCCCUGAGGAACAAGCGGCGCAGGCGAGGGGGGUGGGGUCGAGGGGGGGAGAGGGAGAGGCAGAGAGAGAUGGAGAAGGAGAGGGAGCAGGAGGAGGAGCGUGAACUGGCCAAGGCGAGGAUGAGGGAGCGGAAGAGGCAGGAGAAGAGGCGGCAGGAGAGGGAGCUCGAGAGGGGCGAUGGCAUGUGGGUGGGAGUGGAGGAGGAGGAUGACGUAAGAGAGGAAGCAGAGGAGGGGGGGGAGAGGAAGGGUGCGAAAGGGAGAGAAGAUGGUGAGGGGGAAGCGUGGGGAGGCUGCAAGGCGAACGAUGAAGAGGGGCUUGGGGGGGAAGAAGGAGAGGGCGAGGAAGGAGCGGAGGAAAGCGAGGGGGAGAGUGAGGAAGACGACGAGGAGCCCAUGGGGGUGUCAGUCAAGGGGGGUCUCUAUGAGGUGGACCUCCCCCGCCGCCGCUCGUACGCAGUGUACUGGGAGGGCGAGGACCGCCGGGUGCUCAGGGGGCUGUGGUUCGGCAAGCGGGCGGCACAGCUGACGUGGCAGCCUCUGAGGGAGGACGUGGCAGAGCAGCUGGAGGAGGCGUACAGGAAGAGGGUGUGGCGGCGGCGCUGGUUCCAACCGUCAGGGCUGUACGCCGCUAGAGUACCCAUUGCAGGGGCAGGCGAGGGCGUGAGUGCGCUGUUCACAGGCGAGGACAGCAGCUGGCAGGCGCAGCUGUGGGUGGAGGGGUCGCUGCUCUUCUCCUCGCCGCUGCACGCCAUGGCGCUCCGCAGGGGCUUCCUGCCCGCCCAACGCACUGCCGCCGUACAGGAGGACGAGCAGCAGGUGAAGGAGGAGGAGCUCGAUGACUACUGCUCCCUGGUGCCGGUGCAGCACGUGGUGUUCAUGGUGCACGGUGUCGGGCAGCGCCUGGAGUCGGCGCACCUGGUGGACGACGUCACGGCGUUCCGCCACAACGCCGUGGCACUCAGCCACUCGCACCUCACCGCCUUCCAGCGCCACCACCACCGCUGCCUCUUCAUCCCCUGCCAGUGGCGGCGGGGCAUGGCGCUGGCGUCGGAGGCGGUGGUGGAGGGCAUCACGCUGGAGGGCGUGCGGGCGCUGAGGGACACCGUCAGCGCCACCGUGCACGACGUGCUGUACUACAUGAGCCCCGCCUACUGCCAGACCAUCAUCCACUCCCUGACGUCGUCGCUGAACCGGCUCUACCGCAAGUUCAAGCGGCGCAACCCGGGGUUCAGCGGGCGCGUGUCGGUGUUCGGGCACUCCCUGGGCUCCGUGCUGCUCCACGACAUCCUCUGCCACCAGCCCCCGCUCGCCCCGCCCCUGCCGCCGCUGCUGCCCCAUGCCACUGACCUGGGACGGGCCAGUGGGGAGAAUGAGGACGCAGGGAGAUGGAAGGAUGUAGAGGAUUGGAAUGCGGCUGAGGCUGCAGAGAUAGGUGGUGAGGGUCCUGAUGUAUUAUCUAAUGCCCCUGAAGAUGCGUCUGUUGUUUCACCUGAUGUUGUACCUGAGUUUGUAUCUGAUAUUGCACCGGCACCUGUGGCUGUGGCUGAAGCAGAUGCGACACGUGAAGCACUUGUACCCACUGCUGUAUGCGGGUGUGACUCUGACCUCUCGCCUGGCGCCAGCAGGGCCAAGCACAACAUGCCUGAACGUGCUGCUGAGAGCAGGGGCGGUGAUGGCCGCAGAAACGGUGGUGAUGGGCGCAGCAACGGUGGUGAUGGGCGCAGCAACGGUGGUGAUGGGCGCAGCAGGGCUGGGGAUGGGCGCACGGUGGUGGGGGGUGAGGGGCAGGCAAGUGAAGUGAUGGGAGAAGGCGGGCAGGGGGAGGGGCGGGAAGCGGCAGGGAGGGGGGAAGGUGAGGCUGGCUGGGAGGAGCGGCGGAUGGGGCAAGAGGGGGGAGGGAGAGGGGAGAGGAGGGCGGAGGGAGGGGGCAAGGGUGAUUGGCCGGCAGUAGCAGCGGGGGCAAGGGGGGAGGAAGACGAAACAGCUGAGGCCCUGAGACGCAAGCUGUGCGAGCUCCAGAGGGAGGUCGAGGCGUGGCGCUCCGUCUUCCACCGCCUCUCCUCGCUGCCCCACGUGCCUCUCACUGGCGUCUCCCCCUCCCUAUCCUGCAUGCCACACUCUGCUGCCACGCACCACCAUGCCUCCCUCGCCCAUCCACCACCACCUCCUCCCACGGCCGCUCAACCCCAGCAACCCCAGCAACCCCUUGCUGCCUCCAACCCCCUCCUCGCUCUGCCACCUGUCCCUCCCAUCCUCCUCCUCUCCGCACCAUCACCACCAUCACCAUCACCACCACCACCACCACCACCACCACCACCACCACCACCACCAUCGUGCUGCCACCCCUCUGCCCCACACACCACCUGCCCCGCCACACCGGCCGUGCUGUCCGCCUCAGCGCCUCUGCCGGCUGCCCCUCUCCCCUGCCCCAUCGGUGGGCCCUCUAUGCGCCCUGAGCCUCGUGCUAGAGCCAGUUUCCUUGGUGCGGCUCCGGCCCUUGGUGCAUGCGUGGUGAGCCCUGGUGACGCUCAGCGCAGGGAGGGGGCUGAGGGGAGCACAGGCAGCGGGGGGGAGGGGGGAGAUGGGAGGGCAGGAGGACCAGGAGGUGAAUCGAGGGAUGGGAAGGAUGUGGGAAUGGGGCCAUGCGGAGGGGAGGGGCGAGGGGGCAGGAAAAGGAGGGGUGGUCGAGCAAAGAAGGGCGAUGGGAGUAGUGGUGGUGGGGGAGCGGCGGGUGUGACAAUAAGGGAAGUGGGUGCAGUGGAGGAAGCAAUGGGGAGGGGGAAGAGCAAGGAGAGGAGGGGGAAGAGCAAGGAGAGGAGGGGAUGGGAGGUGGUUGAGGCGAGGAGGCAGAGGAGGAGGAGGAGGCUCGAGGAGAAGGAGAAGGUCGUUGCUGCUGCUGCCGAUGCUGGUGCUGCUGGUGACAUUGCUUGUGGCAGUGAUGGCAUAGCACGUGCGUGUGAGCCAUGUCGGAUGCUGCUGGCGAGGGAAGUGCGGCGUGAGCAUGGGGAUGAGCGCCAGAGGGGGCACGGGGGUGAUUGGGCGCACCCAAGGGAAUGUUCCACUGGGGCGCUGGAUGGGUCAUUAGGGACGGCAGCAGCGAUGGCGCAGGGAGCAGACUCUGCUCAUGGAGCUGUGGAGGCAGCACGUGCGGCCGGAAGGGCUGAGGGUGGCACGUGCGCGGUUGGGGAGGGCGGAGGCCUGCAGCAGAGGCGGGCAGAGGGCGGGGUGCAGCAUGCGCACUGUGCGUGCUGGAGCGGCAGGAGCAAUGCGAGCAGGCAGGGCGAAGAGGGAAUUGGAGGAGGGCCAGACAGUGCAGAGGCGCAAGGAGAGGCAGGUGCAGAGGAAAGGCCAGAGGGGAGGAUGGGCGAGGGGAGCACACAAGUGAUGGCUCGUGCAGUGGGUGCGGUGGAAAGGGGUGGAGAGGUGCAGCAGGGUGGGAGAGAGGAUUGUGCAGUAGUGGAAAAGGAGAUGGGGGGGGACGAUGGGAGAGAGGGGGCGGAUGGUGAGGCAGACGGGCUAAGGGGAGGGUACAGGGCGCGAGAAAGAGAAGAGGAUGUGGGGGGAGGUGGGGCAGAAUCGGAGGAGGGGCGGGAUAAGGGAAAGGGGGAGGGAGCAGGGAGCGAUGGGGAGGAGGAGGAGGGCGGUGCAAGGGUGGGAGCAGGCAGGAAGGGCGGCACAGGAGGAAGAGCGGCGAGGGGCACAGUGCAUGCACGGAGGAGAGGCACGGCAGCAGCAGCAGCAGCAGCAGCACGCGCCCCUCCCCGCCAGCAUGCGCCCAGCAUCCGCUACGGCCGCCUGCUCUUCCCUGUCGACUCGUUCUUCGCCGUGGGGUCGCCCCUCGGCCUCUUCCUCGCUCUGCGCAACAUCCGCCUCGGCGACGGCGGCGAGAGUGCGGCCUACUGGGGCAUGGAGGGUGUGCAGGAGGAGAUGCCGGCGUGCCGCCAUCUGCUCAACAUCUUCCACCCGCACGACCCCGUCGCCUACAGAUUGGAGCCACUGGUGUCGCCCCAGCUAGCCCAGGUGCCUCCGGUGCUCAUUCCGUACCACAGAGGCCACUACCGCCUGCACAUCGCUGCCAAGCGCUUCUUCCAGCAGAUGAGGGCCGGCCUGCUGUGGUUGCAGCAUGCACUCGUCUCGAAACUCAAAUACGCGCUGAGCACUGCUUGGAGUCUACUCUGCUUCUCCCCUCCACCUCCUCGACCCCUCCCGGCCCCUGACAGCAGCGCGCUGCCUGUCUUGGACGAGCGCUCGCAGCGCACGCUCACGCGCCUCACAGGCUCGCCACACGGCCGCAUCGACUUCAUGCUGCAGGAUCCCUCCUUCCAGCACCAGUACAUUCAAGCCAUGAGCUGCCACUUCGACGCGUGGAUGGACAGCGACAUCGCGCUGCUCGUCAUCCGCCACCUCUACCACCACGUGCCUCGCCAGCCCCCUCCCAUCCGCAACGCCCCUCCCUUCCAACCCCUCUCCACCCCGCCCUCCCCCGCCCUCUCGCCCCUUCCUGCCAGCCCUCCCACUGACCCCUCCUUCAUCCCCCCCACCAUCUGCUCCUCCCCCCUCCCUGUCUUCUCCUCUCUCUUGGCUGCCCACUCUCCCCUCUCCACCCCUCGCUGCCUCUCUGCUGACUUCUCCUCCCUCUCCUCCUCCUCCCUCCUCCCCCCCCACCCCUCCUCCUCGCCCCUUCCUCCUGCCCGGCCCUUCUCCCCUCUCUCUGCGCCCCCCACACCCCAUGGACUCCCACCGGCAUCGUACACUGCAUCAGCACCACCUCCACCACCCGCCACUGCUGCUGCACCCGCCCCACCGCAUUCCACCGCUCCCACCACAUGUGCCCCCCUCUCGCGCCCGCCCUCCUUGAGGCAGCUGCGCGGGCACCAGCGCAGCAGCAGCAGCAGCAGCCUGCUGGGGCACCUGUGUGACGCCGUGAGCCCUCUCGAGCACUCCGCUGCUGCUGCUGCUGCUCACAGGCGCACAGGGCAGGUGGGACCUGGGGCAGGUGCUGCUGCUGGCAGCGCUGGUGGAGGUGCUGGUGGUGGUGUUUUGCAAAAUCACCUGAGAAGACAGGGGAAGGAGGGGAGUAUAACAGAGGGGAGAAGGGAAAGGAGUGGGGCAGGGAGUCAGGGAAGGGUGAGCAGGGUAGGAGCAGUGGGGAGGUGUGUGAAGCAAGCGCAGACACACAUUGAGGAGGAAGGUGAAGAGGCAGAGGGAGAGGACAAGGAAGAGGAGGAGGAAGACGAGGAGGUGGCGUUCACCUUUUCCAGUUGGCGGGCGGCUCAACUGCUGCGAGUGCAGCUGCUCCUGUGACGAUGGGGUAGUGCAGCACACUUGCUGUUCGGUGCAUUUUUUUUUAUGUGGUGUAUUGUGUCAAAAAGAAAUCUGGAAUGCAAGAGUACUCUGUCCACUCUGUUAGGGGGUACUACUGCAUAUUUGGCCAGAUGGUGGCUGCAGAUUGUGAGCAGUCUUCAACAGCAGCUGUGACAUAUACAACUACAUUUCUGAGCCCCAAGCUGCCUGAAGCAGUUAUGGAUGCAUGGCCCCAACACUACAUCGUAUGGAAAGUCCU